Molecule: messenger RNA, 2592 nt
Organism: Actinia tenebrosa (Australian red waratah sea anemone)
Lineage: Eukaryota; Metazoa; Cnidaria; Anthozoa; Actiniaria; Actiniidae
Product: glutamate carboxypeptidase 2
Molecular function (GO): carboxypeptidase activity
Source: RefSeq, a predicted model, not a curated record
AGUAUCAAAUUCCCUAUCAGUAGCUUUACAUCAGGAUAGUCAGUCUUUUUUCACUCCCGCCGGAAUAACACUUUUAGAUCGAGUUAAAACAUGAGAACAUGAAGAAUAUUAAAGGACGUUACCUUUUUGCAAUCGCAAUCGUUGUGAUACUACUUGUUGGUGUUUCGAUUGCUGUUGGCUAUGUUAUUGGACGUGCUGUUUAUAGAAGAAACGAGCUUGUUGAGAAAACUGCCAGCACCUCAUCGAAAGUGACUUCGGAAACAGAGAAGCAGCUUCUCCACAAAGAAGCAGUAGAGCAAGUGUCAUCCUCUAACCUAAGAGAAUCCUUGAGAUAUUUUACCAGUAUACCUCACACUCCUGGUUCUAAAGAAACAUAUGAUCAAGCCUUGCACAUCAAGAAUAAAUGGUUAGAAUAUGGGUUCGACAAUGUGGAGCUCAAGAAGUAUCAGGUUCUUCUAUCUUUUCCGGAAAAGGCUGGAGUGGUGGCCAUAAAUGCAGAAAAUGGCACUGAACUCUACAAAACCUUACCCCCAGAUGUUAACAACGAUCCGGCUUAUAACGACUCCAGGGUAUUCCCACCAUUCAGUGCCUAUUCUCCCGCUGGGAGUGUUAAGGGGAAAUUACUAUUUGUUAAUUACGCAAGAGUUAGUGAUUUCGCACGUCUUGCUAAACACAAUAUCAGCUGUAAGGACAAGAUUUUGAUCGCGCGGUUUGGAAAAACAUCUAGAGUCUUCAAGCAUGGGCGAGCCCACAAAGCUGGAGCAAAGGGCCUUAUAAUUUAUAUGGAUCCUCAAAAUUAUGCUAAACAAGGCAUAGACAAGGUAUACCCGGAGUAUAAUUGGCUACCUAACAAUGCUGUCCAAAGAGGCACUCUCAAGUAUUCGAGCGUUAGAGGUGACCCAUUAACACCAGGCUAUCCAGCUGUAGAUGGAAUUUAUCGUCUUCCUCUUGAUGAAGCAAAGAAGGGUUUACCCCAAAUUCCAGUCCACCCAAUGCCCUAUAAAGAUGCGGCUCCAUUACUAAGAAUGCUCACAGAAAAUGGUAGCAUAACUCUCAAAACCUGGCAAGGUGGACUCGGCUUUAAGUAUGGAGUUCAAAUGCAUCCAAAUGAUACAAGAGAGGUGACUCUUAACGUCAGUACGGUUCUACAACAAAAGGAUAUUUAUAACGUUAUUGGUACCAUAAGGGGAACAGUUGAACCCGAUCACCUUGUACUAGUUGGUAACCACAGAGACGCAUGGGUCUAUGGAGCUGCUGAUCCAUCCAGUGGGACAGCAGCCAUGAUGGAGACCUCUAGGGUGAUGAGCAAUUUGAUCAAAAAAGGAUGGAAACCGCGAAGAUCAAUCGUGUUCUGCAGCUGGGGAGCAGAGGAACCGCAAUUAAUGGGUUCAUCGGAAUGGUUGGAGGAUUAUGCCAAGCUCCUAUAUCGCCGCGUGGUUGCCUAUCUAAAUGUAGAUAUGUCUGUAGAUGGAAACUAUUCAUUCAGGGCAAAGUCAAUGCCUUUAAUGGCCUAUGCUCUAUUUGAUGCGGCUAAGAAGGUUCCCAGUCCAUACGGAAACGAGACCGUAUUUGAUGAAUGGAGACGCAAACUUCCGAACUACAACAAGAAACUACCGAUACUACAGUCUAUUCGCGCUGGCAGCGACUACGCUGUUUUCUAUCAACGUCUUGGCAUUCCAUGUGUCGACAUACGGUAUACUUAUGACAGAGAGACAAGUGGUAAUCCCCUGUACCAUACUAUUUAUGACAACUUUAAAAUGAUGUCCACUCUAAUAGACCCUCAAUUCAAAUACCAUCAAGUGACCACGCGGGUGUGGACGCAAUUAGCUUUCAACUUCGCCGACUCUAUCGUGGUGCCGCUAAACGUUACGAACUAUGCCAGCAGGUUAUCUUACUACACAAGAGUGUUUGAAAAGAAAUACAAACUCAAAAUGGCAGCAAAUGGUGUUACAAUGGAGUAUGUACAUUCAGCCAUCACUAACUUCACAAUUGCCGCUAAGAAAUUCAAAAAGGUGACCGAGGAAGUGGACAAAAAUGACAAUCUGGCAGUGUCAAGAAUCAACGAAAGGUUGAUUGCUCUAGAAAAAGCAUUCAUUGACCAAAAUACCAUCAUCCCUGAGAAACCUCUCCAGAGACACGUGAUACUGACGCCUAGUAUCAACGUGUAUUCAAGUUGGUACGGGGGUAUUGCAGAAGCUAUGUACCGCGCGGAUCAGAAAACUUCUACUUGGGAAAGCGUAAAGGAGCAGAUUUCUGUAGUAGUGUACGCUAUUCGAUCCGCCACUCAUAUCUUGAAUAUGUCACCCAUAUAGAACAGUUUUUGAACCACGUACUGGGAACUAAAAGUCUGCAGCUGUAACUUUCAUGUACACUUUCCCAUUUACUUAUAAUUACAGCUGCAAAGCUUCAGGCACUAUUUAGGGGAUUAUAUUCAGCUGCCUUCAUGUCGGGUCUGUUUGUCUUUUUUUCUAGUUAAUCUGGCAUGUUGUGUCCAAUUUCAUAAGAUCCCCAUUGCAUGAUUACCAAAAAACUGAUAUUGACUUACUUAAAAAUAAAACCAGAAGAAGGCAAGUAAUGGCUUGCCAAAAUAUC